This is a messenger RNA of Eurytemora carolleeae, 2253 nucleotides long. RefSeq names its product zinc finger CCCH domain-containing protein 18. The record is from RefSeq and is a predicted model, not a curated record. Gene Ontology annotation, molecular function: metal ion binding. NCBI's taxonomy places the organism in Eukaryota, Metazoa, Arthropoda, Copepoda, Calanoida, Temoridae.
AACCCAGGAUUUUUUUAUUUUCAGAUUUUUCAAAAUUUGAACUGAAUGUAAUUGCUGGAAGAAUAUCCAGGAGUUUGUAAAGAAUGGCGGACACGUUGACCCUGAAGGAGGUGGAGUUGGACUACGAGGCAGAUGAAGGAGACGAUGGAAGGGUUGAGACUCCGUCCUCUCCUCGCCUUGACUCCAAGAACGAGGACGAAGGUUCCUCACCGAGGACGGAUGGUGAGCUGCCCAGCUCUCCGGCCAAGGAGGAGGACGAACUCGAGUCCGGAGAAGAGUUGGAAGACGGGGAAAUUAGUGAUGAAGAUGAGACCUUAAGAAAUGAAAGAAAUGAACCUAAACCUGUGUGUAGGUUUUACAGUAAAGGACAGUGUACUUGGGGCGCAAGUUGCAGGUUUCUUCACCCUGGAGUGCUAGAUAAGGGGAACUACAGCAUGUUUGCAACCCCUCGACCUAUUCUGCCCGGAGAACCAGACAAAGAACCAGUUGAAGCGGACCCAGUAGUAGAACCUGUACUGAUGAGACCUCCACCCCCUGCCUACGAGACUGCUUGGGAGCGAGGUCUCCGCCAGGCGAAGGAAAUGAGACGGCGGAGUCACAAAAGACGCGAGAUGGAUGUAGAGUAUGAAGAGAAGAAAUCCAGUCUUAGUCUAACACAGAUUGAGUUGGAUAAAGAAAAUGAUUACUACACUCGUCCAGCUAGUCCGGCCCAUACACACGAUCCAUACGCUGAGGAUGAGUUUGGUGAACCCUACGAUGGUUUUCAACCAGAAUCUCGUCGUAUCGCUCCACCCCCACCUGCUGAUUUCGUCGCUCGUGGCGAGCGGGCCGCUAGCAGACGGUAUAGUGAAUCUCCGCCUCCUAGGGUGCGGCGGAUAGCUCCGCCUCGAGAUCCUAGUCCUAAGGAGGAUCCGCGGCAGAGGUUUAAAGGCGGUGAGGAUUGGGCGGAUCCAUGGAUGAGAUCUAAGGAUGAUAAAUUGAGAGAUCUGAGAGUAAGAGUAGGUCAACUACACCUGAAGGAAUACCGCGCAGAGGAAACCCUGUUAUACCCCCAACAGUGAAGAACACGGCCCCGCUACAGAAAAGGUUGGCGGCUGUUUCCCAGCAGAAGGGGUCAACCAGGGUCAAAACUGAAGCUGGGCUCAAUAUUAAAUUAGAAGGAGACAAACGUGGAAGCUCGUCUCGAGGUGAGCAGAGUAAAGUUGGAGUUAAAGAUAAGAAUAAAGAACCCUUCAAGAUGAAUCUACCGAAAAAUCAGAUCAAGCUGACUCUGAAGACGGCUACCGGGAAGCCGGUGAACCAGACUGUUUUAGAGAAGCUAGGUUCGAGUAGAGAGGAACUGGAAACAGAACUUCGGAAACGGAAACUUGAAAACCCGCAUUCAUCAGAGACAGUGAAACAGAGGAAGCUGGAAAAUGAGGAGUUGAUGGAAACACUGAAACAAAGAUUAAAAAGCAACCUUGAAGCUAAACAGGCAAAAGAAGCUGAAGCUAAGUCCGUAAAAGCUAAAAAAUUGCUUGAAGUGAUAGCUAACGAGAAGAAGCCUGAGAAAGGAAAAGAGAAAGGAAAGGAGAAGAAACCAGGCGGGGGAAGUGAUACUAAGACAAGGAGAAAAGAGGAACUAUUAAAACAGCUGAAGGCUGUAGAGGAUGCAAUUCACAGAAAAAGAACGAAGUUGGAGAAAUAAACUUUUUCAGUUUCCUAUUUCUUCCUUUAAACUAUUUGAAGAGUCAAAGCCAGUGGAGCUCUUUUUUAACAAAUACAAAUUUGCGAAUUAUCUUUUUUUUUAAUUUUUAAUAGAGCAUUAGCAAGAAAGUAGAUGUAAAGCUGCCAAUUUACCUAAUGUAUUUAAUUUUUAAAUGUACAAUAUAUUGCAUAUUAUAUUAUUGUACAUUGCGUUCAUACUUGAAUUGUAGUAGAAGUUUUCAUAAAAUAUGUUUUCUAACUUAUUUUAAAUCAACAAGUGAAAUUUAAGUAUUAUUGUACAUUCUUUCACUUUGAAAGUUAGAUAUAUAUUGUACUAUUGAUUUUGCAUAUUCGUUUUCAACUUUCAUAUCAGUUUUUCUUCUGUAAGUACCGGUCACUAGUGUACACUGUACAGUGUACAGUACUGCUUACUGUAAACACAUAUGUAAAGCCCUGUACUGUGCACAUACAGAUUGUACAUGACGGUACAAGUACAAUGUACAGUGUACACGUGUUAAUUUAUGCAAUGUACAUUAAUAUAUAUAUUUGAUAUUUAUAUUUUCAGAA